Messenger RNA from Solea senegalensis (Senegalese sole), 1958 nucleotides. RefSeq names its product argininosuccinate lyase (gene asl). The transcript has 16 exons. NCBI's taxonomy places the organism in Eukaryota, Metazoa, Chordata, Actinopteri, Pleuronectiformes, Soleidae. The record is from RefSeq and is a predicted model, not a curated record. The coding region runs from base 82 to 1479 and encodes 465 amino acids. Gene Ontology annotation, cellular component: cytosol. Gene Ontology annotation, molecular function: argininosuccinate lyase activity.
GACAGUUCUGUAGUCUGGUUAUAACCAGACUGCAGGCUCGAUUGGGUUCGUCCGGUUGAUUUUAACGGAGUCAAUACAAACAUGGCCACUUCAGAGGGAAAUAAACUGUGGGGAGGUCGUUUUGUGGGAGACAUCGAUCCGAUCAUGGAGAAGUUUAAUGCAUCUAUCGCUUAUGACCAGAGGAUGUGGGAUGCUGAUGUAAGAGGGAGCAAAGCUUAUGUGAAAGCUCUAGAGAGGGCGAAGCUGGUCUCUACUGAUGAGAUGAACCAGAUCUUACACGGAAUGGAUCAGAUUUCAGAGGAGUGGUCCAAAGGUGUUUUUGUUAUCAAACCGGGAGACGAAGACGUUCACACUGCUAAUGAGCGCAGGCUAAAGGAGCUGAUUGGUUCACCCGCGGGGAAGCUGCACACCGGCAGGAGCAGGAACGACCAGGUGGUGACUGACAUGAGGCUGUGGCUGAGAGAUGCCAUCACGACCCUCACAGAAAAUGCCCUACAGCUCGUGUCUACCAUGGUGGAGCGAGCAGCAGUGGAAAUUGACGUCCUAUUUCCGGGUUACACUCACAUGCAAAGAGCUCAGCCAAUAAGAUGGAGCCACUGGAUUCUAAGUCACGCUGUCGCUCUGAGCAGAGAUGUGGACCGGCUUCAGGAAAUCAAGAAAAGAGUUAAUGUUUUACCCCUUGGCAGUGGUGCCAUCGCUGGAACACCAUUCAACAUAGACAGGGAGCUGCUGCAGAAAGAGUUGGCGUUUGAGGACAUCAGUCUGAACAGUAUGGAUGCAACAGGCCAACGAGACUUUGUUGCCGAGUUCUUGUUCUGGGCUUCUCUGUGUGUGACUCACCUCAGUAAAAUGGCUGAGGAUCUGCUGCUGUACAGCACAAAGGAGUUUUCCUUCAUCACACUGUCCGACGCCUACAGCACAGGCAGCAGUCUGAUGCCCCAGAAGAAGAAUGCUGACAGUCUGGAGCUCAUCAGGAGCAAAGCAGGUCGCGUCUUUGGCCGAUGUUCAGGUUUCAUGAUGACAAUGAAGGGCCUGCCCAGCACCUACAACAAAGACCUGCAGGAAGAUAAAGAGGCCAUGUUUGACUGCUUCGACACGGUUCAUGCUGUGCUGCAAGUGACGUCCGGGGUCAUGUCAACUCUGCAGAUCAACCAGAGUGUGAUGGAAGCGGCUCUCAGUCCUGACAUGUUGGCGACUGAUCUGGCCUACUACCUCGUCAGGAAAGGGAUGCCUUUCAGAGAAGCCCACGGUGUCUCCGGUAAAGCUGUGUUUAUGGCUGAAUCCAAAAACGUGACACUGAAUCAUCUCACCGUGGAAGACCUGAGUGCCCUGAGCCCGCUGUUUGGCAGUGACGUGUCGUCAGUGUGGGACUACAGGAGCAGCGUGGAGCAGUACAGCGCCCCUGGAGGCACAGCCAAGAGUAGCAUCGCUGCACAGGUGGAGCACCUGAGGAAGUGGCUUAAGAAACAGACACAUUGACCUUGGCCCAAAAAUGAAGAAUCAGGUUUACUGCCACAUUUCAUCUCCUUCCUUACUCAAUCACACGCCUGAACCACAUUCAGUGAUUUUUAGGGACUUCUAUUUUAUAUUUAGAAUUUGAAUGCACGUUACAGACUUAUAGCAGAAUUUUUGGCUCUGACUUUGUCGUAUGUCUGUCUUCUGUCUGCGAUUGUCAGAAUGGAAAAUGUAAACGGACAAUAAAGUAUUAUCUUAUCUUAAUGAACGGUCAAAUUUAAGGUCAAAAUAACCUGUCCAGGGUGUAGAAUCUCAAUCUCAUCAGUUAUGAAGGAGCCUGUUCUUUGGGGUCAGAUUGAAGUGACUUGAUUUCCCAUGAAUUGACUCAACACCCUCCCAUGUUUCACACGGUCACACGCAAACAAUGAAAUCAAGACCAGACUGAUGUAAAAUAGGGGACACAAAAGCAAACAAUAAAGACCACUUGUGUUUUUCCAGCCUAA